CUGCCAUCCAGGGUCCGGAGCAAAGGCGGAGGGGGGGUUGCUUCCCAGGCUUCGGCAAAACGCAGCGAUCGGCCCGAGACGGGUGCUGGUGCCAGAAGAAAAGAAUGAUUGAUGGCAAACAGACUGUAAAUACCCAUCAUUUUGGUCCAUCAGCUGAUUCAUCUGUUUGGCAGACUGUUCCUCAUGAGCCGGAAAAAAAGAGGAUUGGUCAGGAUUAUUGAAGGUACAGCUGAGGCCUGGCAACACUGCUGAAUUGUACCUGGUUUUGGACAUUAUUUGCAUAAGUGAUUAAAAGUCCUGAAACACCUGGGAAUGUAAGCAUCCUUCACUUGGCUUUGAACGACGUAUAAUAAAUAAUAUGCUUGGCUUCCACCAAAGUUUCCAAAAUUAAAAACACAGUUAUUGUAACUUAAGCUCUUCUCUCCUUUGGAACAUAUUUUGCAAUAAAGUUGCCUCUCUCUAUAUGUAUAUUUAUGUAUAAUAAAGACUGCACUUAGUUCCAUAUUGGUGAUUGCUGUCAAGGCACUCGAAAGGAUAUAGAGAUGUAUUUGUCAAGAUUCCUGUCUCUCCAUGCCCUAUGGGUUACUGUGUCUUCGGUAAUGCAACAUUAUCCUUCAGUUUGGGGACAUUAUGAUGUGUGCAAGACACAGAUUUAUAUGGAUGAAGACAAGAUUUGGGAUUAUACAGCCUGUCAGCCUGAAGCCAUAGAUAUGAUGAAACACGUAAAAGUAAACCUGGAUCCGCCUAAUAUAACAUGUGGAAAUCCACCGGAGACCUUCUGCGGAAUGGGGAAUCCCUACAUGUGCAAUGAGUGUGACGCAACCAUUGACGAACUGGCACAUCCACCCGAACUGAUGUUUGAUGCCGAAGGAAGGCAUCCCUAUACAUUUUGGCAAUCGACCACUUGGAAAGGUUACCCAAAGCCUCUCCAAGUGAACAUUACCCUAUAUUGGAACAAAACCAUCGAACUCACGGACAACAUAGUCAUCACCUUUGAAUCCGGCCGCCCAGACCUAAUGAUCCUGGAGAAGUCCCUCGACUAUGGUCGGACGUGGCAACCAUACCAAUAUUAUGCUACAGAUUGUCUAAAUGAUUUUAACAUGGAACCAAAAACAGUGAGGGAUUUAUCUCAACAGACAGUCCUAGAAAUCAUUUGCACAGAAGAAUAUUCCACGGGGUACAUGGCCAACAGUAAGAUCCUCCACUUUGAGAUUAAGGAUAGAUUUGCAUUUUUUGCUGGGCCUCGGCUUCAUAAUAUGGCUUCUCUCUAUGGGCAGCUCGAUACAACCAAGAACCUAAGAGAUUUCUUUACUGUCACAGACUUGAGGAUAAGACUGCUCAGGCCAGCAACUGGGGAAUUAUAUGUGGAUCCGCAGCACUUGACACGCCACUUUUAUGCAAUCUCUGACAUAAAAGUAGUUGGAAGGUGCAAGUGUAAUCUUCAUGCCACUGGUUGCAAAAUUGAAAAUAAAAAAUUAUUAUGCGAGUGUGAACACAAUACCACAGGCCCAGAUUGUGGGAAAUGUAAGAAGAAUUAUCAGGGACGUCCUUGGAGUCCAGGUUCCUAUCUGCCCAUUCCUAAGGGCACUGCAAAUAUCUGUAUGCCCAGUAUUUCCAGCAUUGGUACUCCUCCAAAGUAUGAUAAGAUAUGGCCGAAUAUAUCUUCCCUUGGGGUUUCUAACCCAAAUCAAGAAUGUAAUUGUAACCGUUUGGGCUCAGUCCAUGAUCGCUGUAAUGGAAAAGGAAUUUGUGAGUGUAAGCAGGGAACAACAGGGCCUAAGUGUGAUAAGUGUCUGCGGGGAUAUAACUGGCACAACCAGGGUUGUCAAUCAAACAUAUGUGACAAUGAACUUCAAAUUUGCCAGAAUGGAGGGACAUGCCACAACAAUAUACGCUGCCAGUGUCCGGAAGGCUAUACUGGUGUACUGUGUGAGAAGCGGAGUUGUGAUGUGGAUCCAGAUGGCUGCAGCGAAAAUUCAGGCCAAGGGGCAAUAUCAAUACAAAUCCUGCUACUUCUACUACCACCAAUUGCUCCAUUGGGAUUGAGUGGGCUUUUUAUAUUUUAAGCUACGCAGCUUGGGAGACAUCGGCUUCAGACUGCUUUGAGAGGAAGGUGUCCAGAAAAGAAAGAAAGAAAGAACCAGAUGCAAAUAAAAAAUUUCAAAAUAAGGGGGGAAAUUAUACAAUUUUCACACAUAUAUAGACUAAAGAAAAGGCCUGACUUGAACUAAGCCAUAUGUAUACCUUGUGGACAGCCUGAACCAACCAAGACUGUUACUUCUUGGCUCAAGCUUAAGUGAGGCAGCUGCCAAUACUACUACAACUACUCAACACAGCAACAGCUGCUCCGGGCACUUACACAGGUUCAAAAAGGCUUGGGUAGCCACCCCCCCGAUGGAAAUCCAAGACAGAAAUGACAAAAAAAAAAAAGCCACAAAAAAACCUUGCUCUUUCAAACUGGUGCGCCACCGUACCUCUUCCCAGUGUGUGGACCAACCAAAUAGAGGCAUUCUUUGCUGUCAGUGCAUUGUGGGUAUAAGGAAAUCUGUUUCAAAGCUGCCAUAUUGGCCUGCUUCAGCCCCUUAAUUCCUCUUUCCAACUGUGCUUUAGUGAACGUUGCUCUGUAACCUUUUGUUGGUUGAACGAUCUCUUUGUCUGAUGUUAGUAAUGCACAUGUGUACCAGCCCCAACUCAAUAAAUCUCAAGCCGGUCAUAUCCUUGUAUAUCUUAGAAGCACUGUGCCCUGUUGACGCAGUGCUCCCCUAUUGUACAAGAGUGGCAGUAGGACAAAAAGAAAGUAUAUUUAUCCUUUUGUAAUCAAAUGAAGUUAUUUUUCUUGACUAACGUAAAGCGUAGAUUUUUUGUAUUAUUGCCAAUUUGUGUUAACAAUUGAGUAAUGUACUUUAAUCCUAAUCAGAUGGGAGGGGAAGGGAAGAGAUGGUUUUUAAUUCGUUCUUUUUUUUCUUCCUUUUUUUUAAAACUUCAUUUAAUUGUGCAGAGAUUUCUCUGUAUGGGCAACGUGCUGGCAUCAAAGAAUAUCAGUUUACAUAUUAUAUCAAGUGUAAUAAGAUACCACCAAAGGACAUU
Notechis scutatus (mainland tiger snake) is the source of this 3087-nucleotide messenger RNA. It is a transcript of the gene NTNG1, whose product is annotated as netrin G1. Gene Ontology annotation, biological process: animal organ morphogenesis; axonogenesis; tissue development. NCBI's taxonomy places the organism in Eukaryota, Metazoa, Chordata, Lepidosauria, Squamata, Elapidae. The record is from RefSeq and is a predicted model, not a curated record.